Molecule: messenger RNA, 6337 nt
Organism: Schistosoma margrebowiei
Lineage: Eukaryota; Metazoa; Platyhelminthes; Trematoda; Strigeidida; Schistosomatidae
Source: the annotation of a GenBank genome assembly
GACAGCGCAAUUUUUAAUGUCUGCGGUUUGGCGUGUUGCCGCAACCCAUCCGAAAAAGCUUGUUGCUGGGACACUAUGUUUAGUCUAUUGUUAUAAGUUUACGGGGGAAAAAUAUCGAGACUACGUUUUGCACCGAGAAAUAUGCUCCCAUGUUUCUUCAGAAAAUUACAAGACCGUUAAUAGCACACAACCUCUACGCAGCCUGACUGUGUUUGUAAAUCCAUUCUCGCGUCGUGGAGGACUUUUAAAAGAGUUUGAAAACAAUGCUGCUCCUAUUUUAAACCUAUCUGGUCUUGACGUUAAAAUGGUUUAUCUGGACACCGAUUCUGAAAUAAAGGACUUCAUAAAAGUGCUAGAUCCGAGCAGUACUGACGGCGUUUUAGUUGUUGGAGACGACAAUUUGAUCCAAAAAGCAGUUACAAGUUUGUUAUCCCGGGACGAUUUUAAAACUACUCCUUUGUGGUCAUUGCCAGUCGGAGCGGUGCCCGUAGGUAUUUGGAAUGGGCUUAUAAACUCUAUCUGUGAAAAAACAGUUGUUCCUAAAUGGUUUUACAACGUUUUACAUUCUGUCCUACAACAGAAUACCAAAAGGAGAAAUGUUUUGGAAGUAAAAGUUAUUUCAGACGAUAGUCAACCAAUUGAACAAUCAAAGGCGUCAUCUGCGAAUACUUAUUCAUUAUUAGGUAUUGAAUGGAACAUUUGGAGAGAUAUAGAACUUGGUGGGGGUUGUGGUGUUAGUGAUAGACAUAAAAAGCCAACAAAUCCUAACGAUCACCGUGGUGUACUCACAACACUUUCAGUUUCAUCUCCUAGAUCUUGGAGUCGUAAUUUGGGUGCAUUGUGGAGAUCUACUUGGUAUUGGCUUCGAUCAUCUGAAAACAAUGCUCAAAUAUAUCCUCAUAGUGAUUCUAAAACUUCAUCGAAUUUUUUCGCAGAUUCUUCAGUCACUAUAUCUGAAAAAAAGCUGGAAAAAAGUCGUGUGAAAUUCGCUCGCCUUACUUAUACUCCAGUUUGUACAGGAUGUUCGAAAUGUUGGGAGAAGAAGCUAAUGAGUUAUAAAGAAUCUGGUGUCGAAGUAAAUGCAAAGAAAUCAUCAUCUCUAUUAGGAAGAAUAUUUGGAUUCUCACUAAGCAGUAAUAAUAACAAAUCAAAUAUUGAUGAAGUGAAAAGUAUAGAAAUUCAACAACAAAUCAAAGCUAAGAGUUCCAUAGACAAUCCUGCAUGUGAAGAACUAAAGGAAUUAAUCGUUGAAAAGGCUUCUGGAUUCACAAUCACUCCAGAAGGAGUAAGUCUGUGUAUGGCAGUAAAUUUAUGAGUUUUAUUGUUAUAAAAACAGGUUUGUACCAGUUUCAUCAUUAUUCAGUGACUUGAAUAGCCGUAAACGAUAAUUUUUCUUUAUUGAUUUUUUACCAUCCUAUUUGUAAAAUGGAUAUCAAAUCAAUCUGUAUCUGUGUCGGAACACUAGUCAUUGGUUAAUGGGGUAGUGUAUCUUCAUCAAUGUAUGCCCAACGACUGUCUGUCUCGAUGGGCAAUGUUGUCUGGUGUAGUAGGCUGAAAUAAGGCUAGGGGAGAUCAAACCAGAACGUGACUGUCGAAACCAAUGAUCACAGAUUGUGAGUGAUAUGGCUCCGACUCGUGCUCAGUGGCACAGGUUCAUACACUUUAUUUUCUCUAAAUCCUAUGCCUUUUUGUUUCUUCUCUACACCUAAUCUUUUUGGUUACUAAUGAUGUUGUUAAUACUUCUAUAAUGCUGAUAUUUGUCUUAAUAAUUCUAUCUCUGUGUGAUUAUGUUAUAUGGCAACUCGAACUGGCACACAUGUGUCAGGUUCUACGUUAUAUGUGACUAACUGACUGGAGCAUUAGCCUCAGUUAUACAUAAGAGAUCGCCUCACCAAUCCAACUAAACGUUAUGGGAGUGGUAGAUUGGAGUAUGUAGUCAAACAUUAUUAACAAGUCAUUGUGAUCAGGACUUGUUUCUUUGGUAUAUUUCAACAAGGAAGACAUCAUGGAGUAUUAGUGAGGAAUUAAUGUAGUAUGUUUAUUUGUGCUUAAACUUAUAUGCUAUGUUAAACUUGUCACCUUUGGUAAUCAAUCCAAUUUCGAAAUAAUCUAAUCUGUUAACCGAAUUUAGUCACUGAAGUUAAUGGUGUAUUCUGAAUGAAGUCAAUCAGCUGUAUGGUGACAUUUGUUGAUGUAUGAUUGAAAGCAUCUGGCAGGUUAUUCUAAAUGAAAAUAUCGUUUUUACCGACAAUCACUACUUAGGUUCAUUUUCGAUCCUUAGCAAACUAAUGUUUUAUGUCUUGUUAAUACAUAUUUCCGAUAAUUCCUUACAAGCAUAUAAUCCUGCUCAUGAUUUCCUGCUGAUCGCUUCUAAUGGUUCUACAUAAUUCUUUCUUAUCUGCCUAAGUAUUCAGUGUAUGUCUUCUAGCAGUAGUUCAAGUUCACUAGUUUUUUCUUACGGAGAAAGCAAUAAAACAGAAGUCAGAAUCUUAUUGUUACUUUUAUUAUCUAUCGAUUUCCAUUUAUUAGUCUGUAUGCAAUUAUUUUUUGUGUUCGACAGUUAGUUUAUCUCAUUUACUAGGCCCAGGUUAGUGUACUUACCUUCAAGCUACGUGCUGAAUGUGAAAGCUAACUAUACUAACCAGUUGCCUUAAUUGAUGCAGUGGGACCAGGGUUAUAAAUCAUUCUCUUGGUCUGAUAUUAAAUAUAACUGAUCAUCCAAACCUCAUUAGAUGGAGCAGGGUUCGAAACCGUAAUUCACUGGUUGAAAUUGUUUUGACCUGAAUAAAUAAAUCACAUCCUUACGAACGCCUGUAUUUUUUGUUUUAAUGAAUACUACACCAUAACCAAUCCUUAUCUCGAUUAUUCUGUUUAGUAACUCAUACUAGGAGUGGUGAUGAAAUAUGAUAAGUGGACGUUUUUUAAUGAAUUAUUGUAUGGAUAAUCGUAAAUCAAAAUCUGUAUUCAGUCACUCAGUAACAACGUAGAACUUCGUGCGUACGUACAUCAGUUCGAGUUGCCAUACCACAUUAGCACACAGAUACAAUUGUCGAUUCAAAUUCCGUAGUGGUAGAGAUGGUAAGAGUAUAAGCAAUAAUCGGGAACACUAGGGUUUUAAGAUGUUAUUCAAGGAGAAUAAUUUAGUGAAAUAAAUUUGAAGACGGAAAAAAAGAGACGUGAAUAAUUCAGAAGAUUAGAAUUUGGGAGAACACAAAGAGUGGAUGCACCUGCGUCAUUACAAACGAUUUUGAGCCAUGUCAUUCAAGGUAUCUAGCCAUCGGUUGCUAUCGUCUCUCGGAUUCCAACCAGUUAAUGUACACCUACUAACAUGACUUAGUCCACUUGUCGGUGUCUUCAUGGAUUUGUGCCAUGUGUUGGUCUGGCCGCCCCUCACUUUUUUCCAACCUACUCCUACACCAUAAAACAUCGCACGUCGGGGCAGUUGGUGGUUGGGCAUACGUAACACAUGUCCCAGCCAUCUUAACUGAUCAAGUUUCACUAUGUCAUCAAUCGAUUUACCAUCUUACCUAGUGUUCGUUUCCUAACAACUGCAUCACUUAUUCGGUGGUCCCAGGAUAUAAGAGCAAUGCUUAGAAGACACUUUUGAUCGAAUACUAGUAGCAUACCAAUAUCCUUUACUCUUACCGGCCAUGUUUCACAACCAUAAAAUAGGACGUAACGAACUGCUGCGCAGUAAACCUGUCCUUUGAUUGGUAGACAGAUAUUUCGCCCACACUAUAAAUGACGCAAGUUGGCAAAAACUAUUCAAGCAUUCUGUAUCCAUGCUGGGAUUUCACCACACACCAGACCACAAGGGCUGAUGAGACUCCCAAGAUGAGUGAAGCGGUUGACGCGCUCAACUACUUCACUCCCUAUCAUUAGUUCGGGUGUCGAUGCAACCCAAUCCUGAAGCAAAAUUUUGCAUUUCGAGGGAGAGAAUCGCAUCCCGAAAAUGCUUGCAUUGUUUCGUAUAGUGAUCAGAAGACUGGAUUUUGUCAGCGUCUCCACCAAAUAGAACUAUGUCAUCGGCAUAUUCUAGGUCAAAAAGUGAAUCUCCUGGUAGAAGUGGAACCCCUGGGAAUUUAGAUUAGGAAAGUGUUAAACAAGAAUGGAGAGAGUGGGCAGACCUGACGAGCGCCACUUGAGGUUAUCAAUUCUGAUGACAGUUCGCCAUGAGCUCUCACCCGACCAGUUGUGUUUGAGUAGAGAGCCUUUACAAGGUUAAUGCACUUCUUUGGUACUCCUUUCAAUGACAAAUACUGUCAUAGAACCUCACGAUCAACAGAGUCGAAUGCUGCCUUAAGGUCGAGAAGUACUACUAUGGUGGGGCGUCUGAAUGUGUUUCUAUGUUCUAGGACCUGACGUAGUGUGAAUACCUGGUCUAUAUAGCCACGUCUAGGUCGGAAAGUAGCCUGGUUUUCUCUAGUCUGCUCUUCACGAGCUUUAGUUAGGCGUCGAAGUAUUAUUGAAGCUAAUGUUUUUGAACAUUAUAUUAGUCAAACUGAUUCCUCUGUGAUUGUCACGAGAGGACUUUUGUCCUUUCUUAUAGACUGGUACAUUCUGUGAUUGAGACCAGUCAGAUGAGGUUACCUCCAGAUCCCAGAUUCUACCUAAGACCUCGGCCAAUGUCACUGCUAAUACUGAACCACCAUCCUUGAAAAUCUCAGGAGUAAACCUGUCAGGACUUGCUGCUCUUCCUCGUUUCAGUUUUCCUAUCUGUUUUUCAACUUCGUAAAGAGUUGGAGAACUUGCAUCAACUUGCCUUUACUAGCAGAUAUCACUGCCGUUUUCACAGCUUCUCGUAUAGCAUUCCAAGCUGCCUCAGUGUGGGUAUCACUUACAUAACUGCCUAAUUGUGUUUCUAGUUGUUCCUGAAAUAUAUACUUAGCUUGGUUAUCAUUAAGGAGAACCCUGAGAGGUACUGAUUCUAAGCAUGUGCUCCAGAACGAGUGACAGUCUUCUGUCUAGCUCCUCCAUCGGUGGUUGAUAGCUAUGUGAUCCAGUGCAGUUCGACGUUGGUACGAAUUCGGUGGUCGCCAUGUUAAAAGAUAUUUUCCCUUAUGCUUAAAAUCAGUAUCUGCAAGAAACAGGUGGUUAUCUGAGCAUAGCUGCAAUAGACUGUCACCAUUAUCUGUUAUUCGAGCCACGACACGAUAAAAUGCACCCAUGUGUCUUUUCUUUUCGCUUAGUUUACCUACUUGAGCAUUAAAGUCACCAGCCACUAUUACUGCAUCAGAACGCCUAACGUUUUAGAGGUCAGAAAGCUUUCUGUAAAACUAAUCUUUUAACUCAUCUGAGCUGCAGUUAGUAGGAGAGUAAGCGGGGAAGACGAAGAGGCAACGACGAUUGUUCCUAUCUUUCCGGGUUUAGUAGAGCGUGGUUUCAGGAGACCGAGAAUAACAUUCCGCACACUCAAAUCGUUUGCAUUAGGGGCACGAGGUGAUAAAGGAACGUGGGAAGGGUCAGUCAUAUAGAUAAGAAAGGUAUUAGGAGGUGAAAAUCUGUGUUACUAUGUGUGUUACAAGUGAAUAAGUGAUUUAAUUAAUUAGAUUAGACAAUCAAUGGUCCGUUUCACGUUUAAAUACACACUUGGUAGUUUUGUGUAAUCCAUUUAAAUAUGUACCAAUAAAAAUGUAUAUGUCUGUAGGAUCACAUUCGUUUGGAUAUUUUGCGUCGUUCCACCAGCUAUUGGGAUCAUAUUCGACAGUUUCGUUCAUGGCUCCUUUCUCAACCGUAUUCAUUUAAAUCUGGUAGUCAGGUAGUAUUGUGUGAUAAAUUGCGUUUGUUUCCUGGUCAAACUGAGAACGAGUUUUAUUGGAUUGACAACGACUACUUUGAGGCCCACCCAAUUGAAGUGAAUUUGCGCCGCAACGCUAUCAAUCUUUUCAUGUAAUUUAUUACUUUCACUUAAAUAAACUAGAUCGGUUUUCCUAUUUUAAUGUAUAAUUGAAGGUUUUGUUUUCUCUCUGAUUGGGAACUCAAUUUUUACAUUGAAAGCAGUCCCAUUACUUACUUACUUACUUACGCCUGUUACUUCCAAUGGAGCAUAGGCCGCUGACCAGCAUUCUCCAACCUACUCUGUCCUCGGCCUUCAUUUCUAGUUCCAUCCAAUUCUUUUUCAUUUUUCUCAUGUCUAUCUCAAUUUCCCCGCGCAAUGUGUUCUUUGGUCUUCCUCUUUUCCUUUGUUUAGCCUUCAAGAUUCCAUAUAAGGGCUUGUCUUGUGACGCAGUUGGGUGCUUUCCUCAGUGUGUGUCCUAUACACUUCCAGCGCUUCUUCCUGAUUUCUUCCCCCGCUGGGAAAUCAGGAAGCAGUCCCAUUAUAUAGACGUAAUUGAGC